Anguilla rostrata (American eel) is the source of this 2973-nucleotide messenger RNA. It is a transcript of the gene emp1a, whose product is annotated as epithelial membrane protein 1. The transcript has 5 exons. The record is from RefSeq and is a predicted model, not a curated record. Lineage: Eukaryota; Metazoa; Chordata; Actinopteri; Anguilliformes; Anguillidae. The coding region runs from base 489 to 971 and encodes 160 amino acids. Gene Ontology annotation, cellular component: plasma membrane.
GAUAAAGCGCUGAAAUGGGCGGGUGAAGUCUUCGUGGAUUUCCAAACUUUGGAAACGAAGAAGAGGGCGUCAAAAAAACAAGCUGUCCAAAAAUAGUUUUUCUCUUCGGUAGCAAGUGAACGUUAUCCCAAGGAAAAGUAAAAAUAACCUUCUAUUCUAUUUCGUUUCUCUUUACUUAAAUAACUUACGCUAUAGCCUAACGGUGGCCUAUAUUGUAUAAUAGAAUAGUCUAAAACCAUUGUUGUGCUGACUUCGGACAGGAUUUUUUUUCCUCAAGCAUAGUUUGAUAUAUCUUUAGGCAGCAGUAAGAUACACGAAAUAUUAACAAUUCCACCAACCGAACAUUUAAGUUUUCAAGGGCAUCAAUUAUUUUUACCAAGGAAGUAAACAUAUCAGUGAACUAACUGCACUAUAUAUUUCAGUGACAAUAUUGUGCGAGAAAUUAAAAAUUUUCCCCUUGUGGACACGCCUUAAAGAGAACAGACACCAUGUUAGUACUCCUGGCUGGAAUCUUCAUCUUCCACAUUAUCACCAUCAUCCUUCUCCUCAUCGCCACAAUUGACAAUGCCUGGUGGGUCACGAAAGAACUUUCCACAGACGUGUGGGGUCAGUGGAUGAUGGCCAAUGGAGCCUGGAAAUACACUGACAUUCCUGUCAGUGACCUUCAAGAUUACCUCCAUGCGGUGCAGGCCAGUGCAGUGCUGGCCUGUGUGUUCUCCAUCCUGGGCCUGUUUGUGUUUGUGGCUCAGCUCUUCACCCUGGGCAAAGGGCAGCGCUUUACCUUCUCCGGAGUCUUCCAGCUGAUCGCCUGCCUGUGCAUAAUGAUCGCUGCCUCCAUCUACGCGGACGUCUUCCACAAAGACGAGAGGAACGCCUCGUACGGACACUGCUUCACCAUUGCCUGGAUCUGCUUCGUCUUCACCUUCAUCUCCAGCGUCAUCUACUUUGUCCUACGAAAGAAGAGCGAGUGAGACUGGCCUGUGAGGUCCAGCCAGUCCAAACAGAGUGCUGGUGAUGGGGGGGGAGGGGGGGGGUUAAAAACAGGCCAAAUUCAUUUUUAGCUGGAGAUUAUUGGAAGGGAGGGUGGACCAGGGAAGGGAUUUCACGUUUGUAAUUGUUUUGUUGGUUUACUUUUUAUUUUUUAUUUGCUUGUGCGUCAUUUCUUUCUGUUUGAAAUACAUUUUCAGCCCAUUUAAAACAGUUUGUGGUGAUAAAGACCCAAACAAAAAGAAAUAGGAGGAUUUAAUGGAAUGACACUGAGAAAAAAAGGGCAGAAGAGAUACAAGAUGAGAACACGCUUCCUCGAGAAUGGCAACUGCUUUGGUUUCAAUUCUUCUGACAACCUUUGAAAAAGGAUUCCGAAAUCCUCUAUAAAAUGAUACGGUUUGCUAGCAAAGACAGGAUAUAAUUCUCGAUUAAACUGGCAGAAGGAAUACAGAUAAGGAGAUUUGGGUAAAUGCUGGACGGAUGCCACUCUUUCAUGCAUUUUCUCACAAAUUGUUUUGACAUAUCCUUUUAUCUGUGAGCAGCGUACAGCGAUGUGUUUUUUCAGGAUGUUCCACGCUAUCUUGAAAAACAUCACUAGAACUGAUCCGAAGAGGCACUACACACAAAACAGGCCUUGGGUCAGUGGAAGUCAUUUCGUUCAUUUGUUUUAUUCCUUUUUAGUAAGUGGAAAACUGGAAUGUCGGAAACAUUAAGCUAUUCAGAGAACUUUUAUGACAUUUAUUCACGAGGACAGAUACCCAAGGUUUGUGGAAUUUAUCCUAAUGUAUGACGUGUAGAGCCCAGUUCAGAUGAAACAUUCCCAAUGUGACAAAAUGGUUUUAGCCUGUUGCAGAGAGGAGUUGCAGCGGUGUGAACCACCUGUCUCGGAAUGUCUAAUGGUGUUGCAGGCAAGUCAACUCGUCUAAUUGCAGGUGGCAAGUUUUAAAACGUUGCAAAGAGUCACCAGCUGCAGCUCGUCAUGUCACAAAUCUUCGGUCUGAACUGGGCUUCAGAUCCACUUUCCUUGUGUAUAACUGGAAAGAACAUCAAUUGUCAGUUUUCAUUUUAUAAUAACACUUGAAGUAUCACUAAGAUGACUAUUGUAUUGCUUUUCUAUACAGUCUGUUUAUUUUGGGUUGCUAGAAUAAAUUAAAGAUGCGCAUAUUCCGUGAUGUAUGAAUAUUUCACAAACAAAUUAUCAGAAAAAUUUGAAUGGAAUAUUACAAAAAAGUUUCUAACUGGACAAUACUAUUUAGAUAUAAGAAUACAGGUGAUCGCCUGUUCUAUAUUUAUGCUCUAUAUUGGUCCACCAUGUUCAAUUGUUUUACACCACUGUGGUGUAAACUACAUACUGUGUUCUUAUUCAUUUUCACCAGUGUACAAAAAGAGGUUGAAAUAUAGUUGAAUUGAAGGUAACUGUUUUACGUACUGUAUAAGCAUACUGCUAUUCACUAACAAACGAACAUACUGUAUUUUUUCCAAUAUCAUUUCAAGGAUUAUCGUUUAUAUCCUUUUCCCUUAUUUUUCUGAUACAUUUUACAAUGUAUUUUUUAAUAACAUUUCUUAAAUAUUUGGAUGAUAUUAUUCUUUGUAAAAGCUCAUAUUUGUGACCUUUUGUAUGGAUGUUGGUUGGGCGGUGGGGGGGGGGGGGGGGGGGGGUUGGAAUUAAGGAAUCCUGUCUGGUUCUGUUUAAUUAGACUUUUGAAGAGUAGUUAGUUUUUUUGUUGUGUCUGAACGUUCUUUCCACAUUCUUAGUGUUGCAGAACUCUAGGAAUUCCUUUCAAUUACCUGUGAUUGUUACUUCAGCAUUAGAAAGUGCAGUUAAGAACAUUCUAACCAAAUAUUUGUGGUCAUACACCUGAAAGGGUUACCUGAUGAUGAGACAGAACAUUGGAAGAAAAAAAGGAAUCGCUGUGAUACAAAAAAAAUGUAUAUAUACAUUUAUCCCACCGUGCUGAAGAUCAAAUAUACUAUAACGCAACAUCC